Molecule: messenger RNA, 3625 nt
Organism: Branchiostoma belcheri (Belcher's lancelet)
Lineage: Eukaryota; Metazoa; Chordata; Leptocardii; Amphioxiformes; Branchiostomatidae
Product: transcription factor CP2-like
Exons: 17
Coding region: 361-1848 (495 amino acids)
Biological process (GO): regulation of transcription by RNA polymerase II
Cellular component (GO): nucleus
Molecular function (GO): DNA-binding transcription activator activity, RNA polymerase II-specific; RNA polymerase II cis-regulatory region sequence-specific DNA binding
Source: RefSeq, a predicted model, not a curated record
CUGACCGUGAGCCUUCGCGAAGAUUCCCACGCCUGCGCAGUGAGGAAGCUCGUAGCUUCCCUGCUCUGAAAAGAAAAACAUUUUCCUUCCUUUUUUUGGCGUGGAGAACGUGGAAAACCUUUAGGAUUUUUGCGUAGCUGCAUUGUGUACGUGCAGUCUAUUCUGUUAACAAGUUUCAGGUGAAAUAUUGCACUCCGGAACACAGGGGACUCGGUGUUUUGUUGCCGGAGAGUCUUGAAAAAUUCUCGUAGCUAGAGUUGUUGUUUACUGCACAGCGUGUGCCUUGAUCAGAGAGUUGGCGUCUCGGCGUUUUCUGAUUUAUUUUAUUUGCUGGUUAGUUGAAAGCCUUUACAGACUGCCAUGGCGUGGGCUCGGUCGUCGGAAAACUCGCUGGGGGCAGCCGCCGAUGCUGCCGAUAACUUGACAGCGGACUUCGACGCAAGUCUGUCCGGGCUGGGCCACGAGCUGGGGUCCGCUGCAUACAACAUGAGUGAGGUGUUGGCUCUGCCCAUAUUCAAGCAGGAGGGACUUGAGAACAGUUUCCAGUACAUCCUGUGUGCUGCAACGUCCCCUGCUUCUAAGAUCAACGAAGAAACCGUGACUUAUCUUAACCAACGUCAGUCGUAUGAGUUGAGACUAAAGCGUCUGGGUGACAACAGCAGUUUUCAAGGAGGAGAGUUACUUAAGAGUGUUGUGCGAGUGGUGUUCCAUGACAGAAGGCUGCAGUACACGGAGUAUGAACAGCUGGCCCAGUGGAGGUCCAUUAGGCCCAAUGAAAGACUGCUCGAUAUCGAUAUCCCCCUGUCAGUCAACAUAUAUGAUAUCAGAAAAGACCCUACUGCUGUCAACAAAGUAGAGUUCCAGUGGGACCCAAACAAAGAUACAUCUGUGGCAAUACAGGUCCACUGCAUAAGUACAGAGUUCACGGCACACAGGCAUGGUGGAGAGAAGGGCAUCCCCUUCCGUAUACAGGUGGACUCUUACACUACAGAGGACGAACAUCUGCACUCUGCAUCAUGUCAAAUCAAGGUGUUCAAGCCGAAGGGUGCGGACCGAAAGAUAAAAACGGACAGAGAGAAGAUGGAGAAGAAACCUGACAAGGACAAGUAUCAGCCAUCGUACGAGUACACCAUCCUUACUGAGGUCUGUGUCAUGCCCCUGCAUGAAACUCAGCAGGAAAACCUGUUUCAACCCGGGACGUCACCUCAGCACAACGUUUGUGGUCCUUCAGAUGCUUCCUUCAAUUCACCUGCAAGCAGCAGCUACAACAGCAGUUUUCACAGCCCACCUGACGUCAACAGAAGUCUGCAGAGUCCCACCACCUCUGCUGCUGCUGCCUCCAAUGAAGAUGGGGGGGAUAAAGCUGGGUCCGUGGAGCCUCUUGCUCCAGGCGCCAACAUUCAAGAAACACAGAGCUGGCUGGUACACAACAGAUUUGGAAACUACGUCAGAACAUUUAAUAACUUUGCAGGAGCUGACUUACUGAGAUUGACCAGAGAAGACUUGGUACAGAUCUGUGGCCCAGCUGACGGCAUCAGACUUUUCAACGCCCUUCAAGCCAGAGCGAUCAGACCAAGGUUGACCAUGUAUGUCUGUCUAGAAUCGCAACAUGUCUAUCAUGCAAUCUUCCUGGAGAAUCUGUGUGUAGAAGAGCUGAAGCUGAAGAUUGCCCAGCUGUUCAACGCCUCUCCAUCACAGCUAGCUGAUCUCUACCGACAAGGUCCCACCGGCAUCCACGUCAUCAUCACUGAUCAGAUGGUGCAAAAUCUCUCCGAUGAGUCUUGUUUCGCUCUGUCCAUGGUAAAAGCUGAGAACGACGAAAACAGAUACCAUGUCAUCUUUAAGUAGACUGUUAGUUUGAGCUGUAUGUCUUCUGUGGAGUUUUGCGCAUGGAGGAAAAGGGAAACUGCUGAAGAUACCUUAAAGAGAUAUAAGACUGCUUCCAAGAAAUAGGAAUAUAGAAACACAGAAAACUUUUUAAAGGAUACUGUAGAUAAGAGAGAGCACUAUUCUUCUUAGUAAUUAAAAAAACUACUGGUAUGCCCAUCUUUAAAAAAGUAUUAAGUCAGGAAAAAGUGCUUCUUUGUGUUUUUUCUCAGGGAUGACUCAGCAGUAAACAUUGUCAAUCUGACACUGCCUUGGCUGAAUACUGGCUUGCUGUUUUGAUGCUGUAUUCCAUGAAUACAGGGGUACCCUCUAAAACAAUCAUUUAUUCAAAGAUAGACUGAAAUGAGGUAAAUGCCCCCUAUUUCUAGAGUAUAUUCCACUUCACCUCACUUGAAUGGAGAUACAUUGUACAACAUAUCAAUCAUCAUUGCCCCAAGGAAGGUAUCAAGCAGAUUGGUAUGCUUUGAUGAAAGGCAAUUAUACCAGCUAUAUAGAUCAAGACUAUCAAAACAUUGGCAAGGAAAAAUCUCAUCGUAGUGUAAGACAAAAUCUGUAAUGCUAGCGUGUUAAUUUCACUUCUUUGGUUCUGUACAUCACAGAACACAUACCAGAAUGGGUCCGUUGCUUAGAAAGGUGGAAUCUCAACUUGUACUGUGAUGGUCAGUAUUUCUAAGUCUAGUAUAAAAAGCCAUUGUUUUUCCUGCAGUACUGUUGUCUCCUGCUAGAGGUCUCUCUUUACUAGGAGGAAUGAACAUAAUUUAUGUGAGAUUGCUUCAUCAAAGGCUUUAAAUUCUCAGAUGGAUCAUGUUGAAGUACUAUUCAAGGUGAAUAGUUGAGUUGUUUUGUUAUGGAGGAAAUUUGAUAAAGAACUUGUGUUAAAAAAGGCUGAAGUCAGAAGGAUACGAACUGUACAAACUUUUGAAAAGAAGUUUCAUGAGAUUUUUUUACAAAAAGGAUGACAGAGGCAAAAGAAAAGUAGAGAAAGUUUUUAUUGUGAGAUAAUUGUCCUAGAGGAAAAUGUUGUCUAUGCGAAAAUGAGCUUGUUUACCAGCAACUGUUGUAAAAUUGCAGAGUCAAGAAACUUUCUGUAUGUAUAUUUCUAGCUACCCCCGGUAACUGACACCAAGCGCUUGUCACUAUUUAUGAACGAUGCUGGUAAUUUAAGGCUAUGUCUAACAGCAAAAACAUUUUCUUGUUAUAAAGUGAAAUCGUAUCAAAAUAACAGUUUAACAAUUACAAAAGUAACAGUGAAAAUUGAUACAGAUCUACUCUUAAAAAAAGAUUUUAGGGAUGAAUUUGCUGAUAAUUUGCCGUCAGUAGCUUUCAUUAUUUUUAAGUAUCAUGGAAACCAUGCUAUUAAUUAUGCCUUUGGUGCAAACCAAACCUAGCAUAGAUAAAGUCUUGAAUAUGUUUUGCUGGCAGAAUGCCUGUUGACUUAAUAUUCUAAGGUACCCAGUUACUGUGAUUUUGGUCUUUCCCAAAGUCCAUUGUGUUUAUGUUAAAUUAUUGGUUUUGUAUGUAAUGAUAACUUGUAAGUGUAUAUAAGGUGGUAUCGCAAUGAGUACUUCUGUUAAGCGUACAUGUAUAGCCAUCUAUACAUUGUACAUGAUAAGGAUUGUGUUGUAAGCUAUGUAUGUAAAUGAGCACUUUGGUUUUGGUGAUUUUACAUUGUUUGAAAUGAGCUUUGGGUUAGACUGAAAAUGUAUUUGAUGAAAAAAAUAACAUUGUCUUAAUGUCA